UCUUUUUGUGCUUUCACUUCCUUUCUUUUCCUUAUAAAAGGAAUCUAGACCCCAUCCCACCCUGGCUUAUUAAUCCUAGAUACUAGUUACUCAAUAGUUAGCCUUUUAACACCUUCCUCUAGUCCCCUCAUCCAUUCCCUACCCAUAUCUAUAGCCUUGCUCUCUCUCUCUCUCUCUCUCUCUCUCUCUCUCUCACCAUGUCUCUAUUCUUUAUGAACCAAUUUUCUCCUAUCCCUCUGGCAGAGGGAGAUCAAGAUCAGAGCCACCUUACUCCGUUCACUCUAGCAAGUGCCCCUUCUUCAUGCUCAUGUCCCAUUCUCUUGAACACUUCACAAGAACGAGGAGGAAACAAUGGAGAUCAUCACCUUCUGCAGCAAGAGCCCAAGGAGCAUCUGUUCAUCAGUAAAUCAAGCGAUCGCCAGGUCACAUUUCCAACCGACUGCAACAAUAACAACAAUACCAACGAGGAAUUUUCUCAUGAUCGAUGCGUUAGUCAGGAAGAUCUGCAUGGCCCCAGUAACUGGAUGUCUUCCAAGAUGCGGUUUAUGAGGAAGAUGAUGAAUUCCGAUCAUGUCAGCAAACCAAGAAGAAACAUGCAAGCACUUCAAGAUCAAGUUCGGGCUAACCAAGACAGAAGCACAAGCAGCAGCAGCAGCAGCAGCAGCUAUUCUCCGAGUGGUAUCAUCAGAGUGUGCUCGGACUGCAACACCACAAAGACCCCUUUGUGGAGGAGUGGUCCUCGCGGUCCUAAGUCUCUUUGUAAUGCCUGUGGAAUAAGGCAAAGGAAGGCGCGACGAGCCAUGGAUACAGCAGCUGCAAGUGGAGGAAUAAUCCCUAGAGAAGCACCCAGUAAGAUGAGAAAAGAGAAGAACUCAGAUGUUGAUCGCACCUUACCAUUCAAGAAACGGUGCAAGAUCGCCACCACCGCCACUGCUACUCAAAAGAAUCUAUGUUUUGAUGAUGUUCUGAUAAGUUUAGGUAAUAGUUCGGCGGUCCACCGAGUCUUCCCACAGGAUGAGAGGGAUGCAGCGCUCCUGCUGAUGGCUCUAUCUUGGGGCAUCAUUUGCAGUUGAUCAUUGGCUUAUCUUCUUUUUGUUUUCUUCUUUUCCCAUCAAGUAAUUUUUCUUGCUCUAGUGGGAUCAGCGUGUACGUGCUUGUGGAAUAAGAAUAGGAUGCCGCAAAGACUGUAAGUUUAUGAAAAGCAAAAUUUUCCACCAA
This is a messenger RNA of Phoenix dactylifera (date palm), 1218 nucleotides long. Its product is annotated as protein CYTOKININ-RESPONSIVE GATA TRANSCRIPTION FACTOR 1-like. Gene Ontology annotation, molecular function: zinc ion binding; sequence-specific DNA binding. Gene Ontology annotation, biological process: regulation of DNA-templated transcription. NCBI's taxonomy places the organism in Eukaryota, Viridiplantae, Streptophyta, Magnoliopsida, Arecales, Arecaceae. The record is from RefSeq and is a predicted model, not a curated record.